GACGUUAAAGUGCCCGUUACCCUCGGGGUCAUGUCAAGGUGCCCCGAUGCUUUGUUGUGCGAAAGCGUGUUCGACAGGGUUGUCACUGUCGUGCCUGAUAAAAUAGACUUCAAUCUCUCUUACCUUGGCAAAUUGAACGACUCUGAACCGGACUUCGGCGUGACAUGCAUGCACGGCCCUGAUGAGUGUGCAGGCAACAUCCAGCAGCUCUGCGUGGCCAAAUACCAACCCCUUGCGAAAUGGUGGCAAUUCGUGCAAUGCAAUAACUACCAGGGCCGACCCCAGAUUGGCAAGCCGGAAGUAGCCUUGAAGUGCGCAAAGGCUGCGAAAAUUGAGUGGGAGGGUAGCGACAUUGCGGGUUGUGCAGGAUCCGAUGCAAGUGGGAAGGCGGAAGAGGGGAUUGAGUUAUUGAGGCAGAGCGUGAAGGAGACGGAACGGCUGAACAUUAAGAAAAGCUGCACCAUCAUGAUCAAUGGCAACAAGGUCUGCGUGCGUGAUGGCGCUUGGAAGGAGUGCGAGGCCGGCCACGAUCCUAAGGACUUCAUUAGGCAAAUUAACGAAGAGUAUCGUCAUCUGAAUAGUCGC
This is a messenger RNA of Gloeophyllum trabeum ATCC 11539, 585 nucleotides long. RefSeq lists its product as uncharacterized. Gene Ontology annotation, molecular function: oxidoreductase activity, acting on a sulfur group of donors, disulfide as acceptor. The transcript is spliced from 4 exons. NCBI's taxonomy places the organism in Eukaryota, Fungi, Basidiomycota, Agaricomycetes, Gloeophyllales, Gloeophyllaceae. The annotation marks the transcript as partial. The record is from RefSeq and is a predicted model, not a curated record.